UGACACUCAAGGACCUGGGGUCCCUUUGGGUGGUGGCACUGGAGGGUUUGGGGUCACCCUGGUUGGGGACACUCCAGGGCAGGGUUUGAGGCCACCUGCGGGGGGCUUGGGGUCCCCUGGGCUGGUGACACUCGAGGGACAUCACUGAAGGGUUUGGGGUCCCCUGGGGUUAGGGUGACAUUGACAAAUUUGGGGUCACUUGGGCUGGGGACACUCCAGGGACACCAGGACAGGAUUUGGGGUCAGCUGGGGCGGUGGCACUUGAGGCUUUGGGGUCACCUGGGCUCGGUGACAUUCCAGGGACACCAGGACGAGCUUUGGGGUCACCUGCGCUGAGGACUGAUAACAUUUUGGGGUUUUCUCGCUGCCACCUCAGGUGACAAACCCGAGCGGCGCCACCUCGGGUGCCACCUCAGGUGACAAUUCCCGGAGCUCCGGGAUCCUCCCGCGGUCCCGGCCCCGCUCUGGCGACGCUGGCGACACUCGGCGAGGUGGCGUUGUCGCCGGAGCGGGGAUGGGGACAGGAAAGAGGAGCGGCGGCGCUUCCUGGUGGCGUUGUCAUGUGACAGGCGGGCGGCGGAGCGGAUCCGAUCCCAAAUCCGGGGGCGGUGAGCUGAUCCCGUUCCGGGAACGCGGGGAUUUGGGAUCGGCGGCACCCCGGCCCCAAAAGAUGGAGACGGAACCGGAGCCAGAAGCGGAACCGGAGCUUCACCCAGAGCCGGGCCCCGCCGCGCCGGCCUCCCCUCCGUGCCAGCCCGCGGAGGGCGAGGAUGAGGACGAGGAGGAAGACGAAGAUUUCCAGUUCCUGCGGUGCGACGGCUGCGGGCAGGACUCGGCGCAGCCGCGGCUGCUGCGCUGCCUGCACACGCUGUGCCCGGGCUGCCUGAGCGACACCAAGCAGUGCCCGCGCUGCCAGGCGGCCACGGGCGCUCCGGCCGUGGACAACCUGCUCUUCUGCAACCUGCGGAGCCGCCUGCAGCUCUGGCGGCAGAUCCGCAGCUCGGGCGGGCCCGGCUGCAGCCGCUGCCGCGCCGAGGCGGCGCUGGUGUGGUGCUCGGACUGCGAGGAGUUCUUCUGCGGGCGGUGCCUGGAGGAGCACCAGUGGUGGCACAAGAAGAAGGCGCACAGGGUGCGCAAGGUGGAGGAGCUGCGGGCGGGCUCGGCGCGGCAGUUCCUGGAGGACACGCGUGGCUCCUGCAGCCUCUUCUGCUCCAGCUCCAGCCACCCCGAGGAGAGCCGCGUGUGCAGCAUCUACUGCCCCCGCUGCGAGCGGGCUCUGUGCUGUCCGUGCGCGCUGCUGGACACUCGCCACGCUCCCUUCCGCGACCUCCGCGCCGAGAGCCGCCGGCGCCAGGACGAGCUGCGCUCCCUCCGCCGGGACAUGCAGCGGCUCCGCCGCUCCUUCGAGGCGGCGCUGGCGCGGCUGCGGGGCGAGGCGGCGCGGCGAGAGGAGCAGCGGGAGCGCCUGCGGGAGCGCGUCCUCGCCAGCGCCGAGCGGCUGCAGGAGCUGGUGCGGAGCGAGGCCGAGGAGCUGCGGGCGCUGCUGGAGGCGCGGCCGGAGUGCGGCCGGAGCGCGCUGGCGGAGGAGCUGCGCGGAGCCGAGGGCACGCUGCUGCGGCUGGAGGCGGCCGAGAGGCUGGUGGAGAGGCUGGGGCGCUACGGCGGCGAGCAGGAGCUGAUGGACAUGCAGCCCUUCGUCAAGGCGGCGCUGCUGGAGCUGCGCCGGCUGCGCCCGCCCGAGCCCCCCGAGCUCCGAGAGCCCCCCGACUUCGCCGAGUGCCGGGCGCGGCUGCGGGCGCUGGUGGAGCGCGUCACGGGCCGGCCAGACGUCCCUGAGGUCGAGGUGGCCCUGGAGAACAACCUGGAGGAGGAUCCGACCCAUCCCAAACCCCACAGCGUCUCCCCCAGCCUGGAGGAGAUCCACGUGCAGGAGGUCAGGUCCCUCCAUCCCAUCCAGCCUCUCCCGCUCCCCUGCUGGAAGAAGCGGCCGCUGCCCAGCAUGGAGAGGGGCAGCCAGGUGUCUCCCAAAAUCCUGAAGCUGGAAUGUGACCACGAGCCGGGCCCCAGCCAUCCCAAAUCCCAGUGGGAAUUCCAGACGGAGCCCGGCCCCUCCGCGUCACGGCACAACUGCGUCCGCGCCGGUGACACAGAGGGCAGCAGCAUCAUCAUCUGCAGCUCGGAGGACAGCGACGAGGACACCGUGCUGGUGACGGUGACACCGGAGCCGCCUCCCUGCUGACAUCCCGCGGGAUCCUCCGGCCUCAUCCCGCCAUUCCCGGCCUCCCGUUCCCAGAGUUCCGCUUGGGCUUUCCUCUCCUUGGCCAAUCCCAAAUCUAUUCCUGGACUGAGCUCAGAGCGGCCCCAAAUCCUGCCUGGAUCUGCUGGGAUCUCCCCUCGGGUGAUCUGAGGUUUCCUGGGAAUGAUCCUCUCCUCUUAAAUCCCAUCUGGCUUGAUCCCAAAAUUUGGGAUGGGAGUUGGGAUCCACGCUGGUGGAUCCCGUUCCUGAGCCCCACCAAAGGUGGGGAGAUGAUCCCAAGGGUGGGAUCCCCCAUCAGCCCUUGGAGCAGGGAAUUCCUUGGGAUUGGGGUUGGGGUUGGGGUCGGUUUCCUGAUCUAACAAGGGAUUAAAAUCCCGGGUUUUUUAUCUCUCCCCUCAAUAAAUUUGCUCUGGGAUAAAA
Molecule: messenger RNA, 2677 nt
Organism: Haemorhous mexicanus (house finch)
Lineage: Eukaryota; Metazoa; Chordata; Aves; Passeriformes; Fringillidae
Gene: PML
Product: PML nuclear body scaffold
Exons: 7
Coding region: 515-2239 (574 amino acids)
Biological process (GO): PML body organization; intrinsic apoptotic signaling pathway in response to DNA damage; positive regulation of DNA-templated transcription
Cellular component (GO): chromatin; PML body; nucleoplasm
Molecular function (GO): ubiquitin-protein transferase activity; zinc ion binding
Source: RefSeq, a predicted model, not a curated record